Notechis scutatus (mainland tiger snake) is the source of this 2571-nucleotide messenger RNA. NCBI's taxonomy places the organism in Eukaryota, Metazoa, Chordata, Lepidosauria, Squamata, Elapidae. The record is from RefSeq and is a predicted model, not a curated record.
GGUGGCGGGGGCUGCUCGGCCGUUGGAGGCGGAGGAGAGGCAAACGGCUGUUUUCUGAGGCGCCCCUCCCCCUCCCCCCGCUUUGCUCCCCUCAGCGGCCGCUCGGACAGGCGACGACGUGACGGGAGGCGUUGCCGACCGAUGAGAUGUGCAGCAUUGUGUGAUCAUCUGAUAAUUCCUAGAAGAGGAAGAAUUUGCUGCAUGUGGAGGAAAUUUCCUGUUGUUUAAAAAAUACAAGUGCUUAAACCAUCUUCAGCAAUAUGGGGUCAGAAAAUCCAAGCCCGCAAAAUCCCAGCUGCAAAAUUAUGACGUUCCAUCCAACACUGGAAGAAUUCCAGGAUUUUGGGAAGUACAUUGCUUACAUUGAAUCGCAAGGAGCUCACCGGGCAGGGCUUGCUAAGGUGAUCCCUCCUAAGGAAUGGAAGCCCCGGAAGACUUACGAUGAUAUCGACAGCAUGGUGAUCCCUGCUCCCAUUCAGCAAGUGGUGACUGGCCAGUCUGGGCUUUUCACCCAGUACAAUAUUCAGAAGAAACCCAUGCUGGUUGGAGACUAUCGGCAUUUGGCUAACAGUGAGAAGUACUGCACUCCUCGCCAUCAGGAUUUUGAUGAUCUGGAACGCAAAUACUGGAAGAAUUUGACUUUUGUCUCCCCUAUAUAUGGGGCGGAUAUCAGUGGUUCACUGUAUGAUUCGGAUGUGGAAGAAUGGAAUAUUGGGAAUCUGAACACGCUCCUUGACAUGGUGGAGCAUCAGUGUGGGAUUAUCAUAGAAGGCGUGAACACCCCCUACCUCUACUUUGGGAUGUGGAAGACCACGUUUGCGUGGCAUACGGAGGACAUGGAUCUCUACAGCAUCAACUACCUGCAUUUUGGAGAGCCCAAAUCAUGGUAUGCUAUACCUCCAGAACAUGGCAAGAGGCUGGAAAGACUGGCCAAAGGGUUUUUUCCUGGGAGCUCUCAGGGAUGCGAUGCCUUCCUGCGACACAAGAUGACCCUCAUUUCACCUUCCAUCUUGAAAAAAUACAGCAUCCCUUUUGACCGGAUCACCCAGGAAGCUGGUGAAUUCAUGAUUACUUUUCCUUAUGGCUACCACGCCGGGUUCAACCACGGAUUCAACUGUGCAGAAUCCACCAAUUUUGCCACCCUGCGAUGGAUCGAUUACGGCAAGAUGGCCACCCAGUGCACCUGUCGGAAAGACACCGUGAAGAUCUCUAUGGAUGUUUUUGUGCGGGUGCUACAGCCUGAGCGGUAUGACUUAUGGAAACAAGGAAAAGACAACACGGUUUUGGAUCACAUGAAGCCUACCCCUUUGACGUCGCCUGAGCUGGACGCCUGGAAUGAGACAAAAAAUGCCUUGAAGGCAAAGAUGCUACGCAGGGCAAACAGGAAACGAAGCCAACCCCGAAGGCACAAGACCCAGGACCAGAAGUCGCUCGUGGACGCCAUGGCCAUGGACACCAGCUUGGAUGAGGUGUCAGAGAAGGAGGACCAGAGGAGGGUCCCCAGCUUGGAUGAAGAAGAGAAACCUAAAGUGUCAGAAAGCAAAGAAGGAGAAUGCCGGCCGAAGGUGCGCAACUCCAAAGCCAAAGGGGAAAGGAAGAAGAAACAGCAGCUGCCGUUGCACGAGCUCCUUCCUCCCCUGCUGCUGCCCCAGCCCUACCUGCCAAAGGAUGAGAAGCUGCAGCCCAGCCCUCUGGCGGGAGAAAGGUCCAUGGAGGCCAAGAACCUGGCCGAGGACAGCCAGCUCCCCAUGCCCGACCUCAGCGCCCUCUUUUCCGAAAGUGGCGCCGAAGAGGACGACGCCAAACAACGGCCCAUCAUCCCCAUGCUCUACGUGGUGCCCCAGUGCAAGAAGGCCCCCGCGGAGAAGAAGCGCCUGACCUGCCAGGAGGUCUUUGAGCGGUUUGUGAAGAAGGACCAGAUGGUCCCCUUGGAGCUGGACAGGAAAGACGACGACAGCGUCAAGGCAGAGAGCGUGGAGGGGCCGGCCGAGCCCAGUAAAUUGCAGGCUGUCCUACGCUUGGACGAUAUCACCCUGUGGAGGAUCCCUAAAAGGGAGAGGCGAGAGUUAUUCAAGCGCGUUUGCGGCAAGCCGGCGAGGUACGCGGCGGCCCUGUUCCGACGGAUGGUCCCCCCAGAUGAGCUGCGGAGGUGGCGAAGCGCCGUUAGCUAUUACGGGGGCAGAGGGAAGCGCGCCCUGCCCCACAACCUGGUGUUCCGCUUGCGGCACCUCUUGUACAGGCAGUACUCGGACAUUAUGGCGGCCGACUGGAGAAAAAUCCGGUUGAAAAUCAACAAGAUCCUGGGGGCUUGAUGGGGGAAUCCCGGCCUUUGCUGCUGCACAGCUCUCCCGUAGGGAUGUUGUUGUUUCUGGCAGGCUGGGCCAGAAACCUUCCCAAAAGACGAGACUGUGGCGACCUGUUGAAGUGUUCUGGGCCAAAGCUGGACUCUUUUUGUGUGUCUGUGGUUGUGCUGGUGGCCAGUGAUGGGCACAGCAGGGGCCACCUGUUCCCUUGUCUGGCUGUGAAAAGUUGGGCCUUGCCAACCCAGCAAUAAAUGUUGUUGUUUUUUUA